Molecule: messenger RNA, 1023 nt
Organism: Brassica oleracea var. oleracea
Lineage: Eukaryota; Viridiplantae; Streptophyta; Magnoliopsida; Brassicales; Brassicaceae
Product: protein LURP-one-related 12-like
Exons: 2
Coding region: 98-757 (219 amino acids)
Source: RefSeq, a predicted model, not a curated record
GGAGGAGGAGAGAGUGUCCAUAUCAUAAUCAUUCGUUAAUCAAAUUGCAAAAUCUAACUUCCGCACACCCACAAAGGCCACACACCAAAUAAAAAAAAUGGAAUUAGUUGAAGAGAAGAAGGCUCCAAAAGAAGAAAAGAAGAUGGGAGAAAGAAGAGUUGUGGUGGACAAAGCUUAUCUAUACGAUGAAGACAAACCACUUACCGUCUGCAAAACAUCUCUCUUCCACACCGGCGAUGGUUUCACCGCCUACGACUGUAACGGCGAUAUCAUCUUUAGGGUCGAUUCCUACGGUAGAGAUAACGACGAGUUGGUCCUCAUGGACGCCACCGGAAAGUGUCUCCUCACCGUUAAACGCAAGAGACCUACUCUGCAUCAGAGGUGGGAAGGUUUUCUCGGGGAGAGAUCGGAGGGUCAGAAACCGAUCUUCAGCGUUCGGAGAUCGUCGAUAAUCGGGCGGUGCACGAUGGAAGUAGAAGUAUACGACGGAAGCGGAGAAGAGUACACCAUAGACGGCGACUUCUCCUUACGAAGCUGUCUCAUAUACGACACGGAGAAGCGAACCGUGGCUGAGAUCAAACGCAAAGUGGACAUGUCAACGAACGUGAUGCUUGGACGAGAUGUGUUCGCUCUCGAGAUCAAACCCGGUUUCGACGGCGCUUUCGCGAUGGGUUUGGUCCUCGUGCUUGACCAGAUCAACGGUGAUGAUCCCGUUGAGAUUGGUGAUGAACAAGUACACCCUUUUGUCGAGGAUUAGUUUCUCUCUAUCUCUCACUUUCACCUCGUCAAGUCUUUGUUCAGGUUUUAAACCAAUCGAAUCUAAUCUUUGGGUUUUGUCAAAUCUUUGGAUUUGGACAUUUGAGGUUGUUUGUAUGUCAGUCAUUAAUGUUGUUACGUUACAUAAUAUAUAGUCUAUGUCUCGUGAACUUUGUUGACUAUAUGUUGAUGUUACAAAGUUCUUGUCUUCUUUUUAAUUCAUGUAUACAUGCAUUAUAUCAGAAAUUGUUCAAAAAACUUUUUAGA